This is a messenger RNA of Sinocyclocheilus anshuiensis, 1732 nucleotides long. Its product is annotated as phospholipid scramblase 1-like. Lineage: Eukaryota; Metazoa; Chordata; Actinopteri; Cypriniformes; Cyprinidae. Gene Ontology annotation, molecular function: phospholipid scramblase activity. The coding region runs from base 326 to 1264 and encodes 312 amino acids. The transcript is spliced from 10 exons. Gene Ontology annotation, biological process: plasma membrane phospholipid scrambling. The record is from RefSeq and is a predicted model, not a curated record. Gene Ontology annotation, cellular component: plasma membrane.
AUUCAUAGAGAAAGGCUUCGUGUCUGGGCGUGGUGUGCAAACGCUUUCUGUCUUUAAUCGCUGUCGCGUCUUUUUAAGCAAAAGUGUAAAGCAAACGUGAAGAAAAUUAUUGAAAACGUUCUUCUUUCCAUACAUCCGAAUAAUCACUGCAACAAGAACUGCUCUGUGGAGAAUUUGUUGCCCAAGGCUUGUUUGAAGAGUAGUAUCAAACCUGCCUCUCAAGAGCUGAGAUCGCAAACACAACUUCCCCACAUUGUCUUCACCCACAUAGUGAUCGUGGUGCUGAUAGGCAGACGUUGGCUCUGAAAAUCUCAGAUCUGUCUUCAUGUCUGGCCCAGGCUACCCAUCUCCACACCAGCCUCCUUAUCCCAUGCCCCAGCUAGGCGGACACUCCAUGCCCCCCUAUCCCAUGGGAGGUUAUGGAGAACCUGGACAGGGGACCCCACCAGCAGGGUUCCAAGCAGGAUACCAGCCAGUUCCAGAUCAGCCAAUCAUGUAUCAGCCUGGUCCAGUUAGUCCAGCAUCUCACCAGGGCCAACCAUAUGGAGCACCUGUACCUGCACCAGUUUCAGUUCCUGCUGGAGUACCACCUGGUCUGGAGUACCUCACUCAGAUUGAUCAGAUCCUUAUUCAUCAGAAAGUGGAGUUGUUAGAGGCAAUCAUUGGCUUUGAGACCAACAACCAGUAUGAGAUCAAGAACAGCCUCGGUCAAAAGAUCUACUCUGCCAAAGAAAAAAAUGACUGCUGCACACGCAACUGCUGUGGUGCCCUGCGCAGCUUUGACAUGAAGAUCAAAGACAACACCGAUCGAGAGGUCAUACGACUCAUCCGACCUUUCCGCUGUGUCUCCUGUUGGUGCCCCUGCUGCCUGCAAGAGAUGGAGGUACAGGCGCCCCCGGGAACGACUGUAGGGUACGUGAAGCAGGACUGGCACCCCUGUUAUCCAAAAUUCUCCAUCCAGGGGCCAAACAAGGAGACUGUGAUGAAGCUCGAGGGGCCCUGCUUGGCAUGUAACUGCUGUGGUGAUGUGAACUUUGAGCUCAAAGGCAAAGACGGUACUGGGAAGCCUAUCGGUCGAAUCAGUAAGCAGUGGAGCGGCCUGUUGAAGGAAGUCUUUACUGACACUGACAACUUUGGCAUCCAGUUCCCUAUGGACAUGGAUGUUAAGAUGAAGGCUGUACUUAUGGGCGUUUGCUUCCUUAUUGAUUUCGUGUUCUUUGAAAAAGUGGGAGAGACAAACCAGCGCAAUACUGUAUUCUCUUAGAACUCUUGGUAACCAAAGCUAUAGACAGCUGGCACUGCAGUGAAACCAAGGGACACGUUCAAGGUCGUUUUGUAGGGUUCAGGUGGCCAGCAAUAUUGACAAUGACAGGCGAGGUAUCAUGAGUAACUGUUCACUGGUGCCUUUUAAACAAUCAGAGCCUAUAAUUAUAAAUUACUGUUACAAUAGUAUAUCAACUAACAUUUAUAUCUUUUUGUUACUUUAAAUUUUUCUUUUUUGUUGGAAAUAAAAUGUAACAUGCAUCCCUACGCAUGUAUUUCCAGACUUAUUUCAUGCAUAAAUAUAUUUUUUCAGUCUUUCUGAAGGAAAUUCAGUUUUAUUGUGCUAAAUGCAAAGCAUUUUAGUUAAAACAUACGGAUGUUCCUACAGCCAAGUAAUGCAUGAUGAUGGGGGUUACAUGCAAGUUAAUGACUCUGGCUAUAUAUAUAUAUAUACAAUUAAAAAAAGAGU